ACUUCUUUUCUAACCUAAUAUUUUCGAAACGUUCAACUGCAAUAUAAACUGCAAGAAACAUAAGAGCUUAGUCAUAACACUUACGCUCCUAUAUUUAUUGCUUUCACCUAUUUCUUACUCAACCACCUCCUCCAACUCCAAGAAUUCUUCUGUCUUGAACCUUUUAGCAAAACAAAAACAUAAAAACUCCUUUUCGCAAUGAAUUUAUUAAAUUUCAGUGCUUGGUUUCUGGGUUUUUUGGUUUUAUGUGAUGGGCUUCGAGCGAUUUUAGCGGAGUUAAACAACAAUGCAAAGAAUUGUAUUACAUGGGAUGACAUGGAAGUGGAUGAUUACAUAUUGCAUAUAAGAGAUGAAGGGAAUGGGAGUAAGGUUAUUGUGGUUGACAAAAAUGGCCGGGGAAAUUCUUUAACAGUUCAAGGUGCAGUUGAUAUGGUGCCGGAAAAUAAUGCAGAUAGAGUGAAAAUUUACAUUCUUCCUGGAGUUUACAGUGAAAAGGUGUACAUUCCAGCCUCUAAGCCGUAUAUUUCCUUCAUUGGAGAUCAGAAUCGAGUAUCUGAAACUGUUAUAACCUGGCACGACAAGGCUUCUGAUCGCGAUAAAUAUGGAUCUGUACUAGGGACUUUUAAUUCAGCCACUGCCGCAAUAGAAUCUGAUUACUUUGUUGCAACAGGGCUCACUUUUGAGAAUACAGUGAUUGCAGUGCCUGGAGGAGUUGGAUACCAAGCUGUUGCCUUGAGAAUUGCCGGCGACAAAGCUAUGUUUUACAAUGUUAAAUUUCUGGGAUCACAGGAUACACUUUUGGAUCAAACUGGAUCACACUACUUUUACCAGUGCUUCAUCCAAGGAUCAACAGAUUUCAUUUUUGGCAAUGCAAAAUCUCUCUAUCAGGAGUGUACUCUUCAUGUUCUAGAGGAUGGAUAUGCAGUAGCAGCUCAACACAGGAACUCUCCUAAUGAUGAUACAGGCUUUUCUUUCUUGAAUUGUACAGUUGAGGGAAAAGGAAGAACUUUCUUGGGUAGAGCUUGGGGGGAUUAUUCGCGAGUUAUAUAUUCGUACUGUGAAUUUGAUGCCAUUGUAAGACCAGAAGGAUGGAAUGACUGGAGGAAACAAUAUAGAGACAAUACCGUGUUAUUUGGAGAAUACGAGUGCAGAGGCCAUGGAGCAGAUAGAAGACAAAGAGUGCCGUGGUCUAAAGCUCUGAAUUACAUGGAAGCAAAGCCAUUUUUGGGCACGCAAUUCAUAGGCGGAGAGCAAUGGCUGAGACUAUAGUUGUGCAAUUUAUUUUUUUUACCAGUCUAUAAGGCUCAUCCUGUAUUUUUCAGUAGUUUUCAUUAUCAGAUUAGUUUUGAAUCAACUUUGGAUCAUUCAGUGCUAGGACUGUACUCGAAAUGAAAAUAACUUUAUAAGACUUUGU
Molecule: messenger RNA, 1414 nt
Organism: Olea europaea var. sylvestris
Lineage: Eukaryota; Viridiplantae; Streptophyta; Magnoliopsida; Lamiales; Oleaceae
Product: pectinesterase QRT1
Exons: 5
Coding region: 199-1269 (356 amino acids)
Biological process (GO): cell wall modification
Molecular function (GO): pectinesterase activity
Source: RefSeq, a predicted model, not a curated record